UCCAAUAGAAAACAAAAGACAAAGAAGAGUGUACGAAAAAAAACGUAAAGAGGAAAAAAUUAGCAAGUAUUUUUUUAUUGGGCGUCAAUAAAAUAUUGUAAUUUGUGAAAAUUCCGUGGAAAUAUUAAUUUAAAUUAAGCAAGUAACAAAAGUGAAAAUGCUCGCCUUAAUUAACAGAAUAUUGGAUUGGUUUAAAAGUAUCUUUUGGAAAGAAGAAAUGGAAUUGACGCUGGUUGGGCUGCAGUAUUCGGGAAAGACGACAUUUGUUAAUGUUAUAGCUUCUGGCCAAUUUACCGAAGACAUGAUACCAACAGUUGGUUUCAAUAUGCGUCGCAUAACUAAAGGUAAUGUAACAAUUAAAGUCUGGGAUAUUGGCGGUCAACCUCGUUUCAGAUCAAUGUGGGAACGUUAUUGUCGUGGUGUGAAUGCAAUUGUUUACAUGGUCGAUGCUGCUGAUAAAGAUAAAAUGGAAGCAUCACGCAAUGAAUUACAUUCGCUAUUAGAUAAACCUCAAUUGGCUGGCAUACCUGUCUUAGUAUUGGGCAAUAAACGUGAUAUUCCAGGUGCUUUAGAUGAAACCGGCCUAAUCGAAAGAAUGAAUUUAUCUAGUAUACAGGACAGAGAAAUUUGCUGUUAUAGUAUUUCGUGUAAAGAAAAAGACAACAUCGACAUAACUCUACAAUGGCUAAUUGCACAUUCAAAAAGUCAAAGUCGUUAGAAAUAAAACCGCCCUCUACCCCUCCCCCCUGCAGUACUCAAACGUAAACAAUUGAGUCGUUUUCAAUAAGAGACUCAAAGAACUUCCGUGUAGUGUACUAAGCUUGUGAUGGAUUGAUGUGAUGUGCUUCUAAUGAUGAAAAGUUGAUAAUGAUGUGGAUGAUUAACGAAUGGUGGAAUUUAUGUAGGAUAGACAUUUAUUUAUUUAUUUUAUUCUCUCUCUCUUUCUUAGUUUAAUUUUGAAAAUUUAAUAUUGAUGCCUUUAAGUAAAAAAAUACGAAAGAAAAGAAAAAACACUUAAAGCUUUAAAAACUUUUUAAAUUUGAAAAUCUAAGUUUCAGUUACGAACAUGAACUCAUCAAAAAAAAAAACGCCAGAAGAGAGUAUCGAAUAAUAAUUAUUUACAUAUGUGUACUUAUUCUUAUUAUUAUUAUCAAUUUGGCCUACAAUUUAUAAAAGAUACAAUACCUAUUAAGAAAUAUAUAAUAAUAACAAAGAAAAACUCGCAAAAACAACACAUACAUAUACAUGAAAAACUAAAUUUAAAACAAAACAAAAACAAACAAAAAUGCCAAGCUUAAUACAAAAAUUAUUUAAAAAACAAAAGAAAUUUAAAAAAUAAUAAUAGAAUACUGAAAUUGUUUGUAAGAUCUGUAUUCUGUUUUCUAUUUUGUUGAAGUGAUUGAUCUCUGUUCUAAAUAUUAUUUCAAAUUCAAAUUUGCCUUAAAAUUGCACAAGUCAAAUGUUUCUGUACACUAUGUAUAAUAAAUAAUGAAUGUGAGGUGCUUUCAAAGAUUUGUUUAAUUUUUGUUUUGUUCCAAAUAUUUUAAAUUUUUUCUAAUUUUUUUUAUAAAUUAAUGAGAAUAAAAGAAAAGUUUAUAAACCUUAUGUUAUAUUUUGAAAUUAGGAAAAAAAUGUUUUAACAUGAUUUCAAAUUUUAAUUAGUCACAAUUAUUGCUUGCCUGGUCAUUAUUUUGGGAUUUGGUUUCUUUAAUUGUUUAGUUCCUUAAAUCCUAAAACACAUGCCUGCUCAUUUCCUGUAAUUCUCCUACGCUUGUCUCUCUCAUUUAUUAACGGUAUACAUCUAAAUGCCUCUCUGUCACUCUUAUUUGUGUAGCUUUAAGUUGUAACUCUUCUAUGGAAUUGCUUAUUUUAAAAUUUUAAUUUUUUAUGUUUUAUUUGUUUUAAGCACGCUUUAAUUUAAACAAAAGUAUAAAAAAAAUAAAAUCAACCAAAUUAUAAAAAGAAAAGAAAAUAUCAAAUUUAAUUUGUGUUAAUAAUUGUUUAAGCAUCUGUACAUUUCUUUUAUUCAAUUGAUUGCUAGCUGAUGAUAAUUAUAUUAUACAAAUUAAUUGAUUAUUAGAUAUUUAUUAUGUAUGUCUAGUGUUACAUGUAAAUUUAUUAUGUCAACAACAACUACAACAACCAACAAACAACCAACCACAAAACAAAGAAAAACCCCUUUAUUAAGUAAUCGAAUUCGAAUUGUUUUCUUUUUUCGUAUUUUAUAAAAACUGUAAUAGAAUUAAAGACAAAAUAUUAAAAAAAAGAAGUUCAAUUUGUUAAAACCAAAAAAAAAGAUAUAAAAUUAAAAAUUAUAAUUAAAAUAAUUACGAAAUGCAUCUCAAACAAAAAAUAAAACUGUAACCAAUUCUAUAAAUAGAUUUUAAACGAAAACAUUAAAAAUUAAACAAAAUAACAAUAACAAAAACGGUAAUAAAACCAAAAAAAAAGCUUUUUAAUAUGAUUUUAUUUUAUUAUCAAUUGAUUAGUUACAGAUUACAUUCAACAACAAUCAAUUCAAUUUAUAUACAUACAUUUAAAUAAAAAAACAAAACAAAAAGAAAUCAAAACCAACCAAAAAACAAUAAAACAAUUUAGAAAUAAUAAACACUAAA
Molecule: messenger RNA, 2615 nt
Organism: Calliphora vicina (urban bluebottle blowfly)
Lineage: Eukaryota; Metazoa; Arthropoda; Insecta; Diptera; Calliphoridae
Gene: Arl8
Product: ADP-ribosylation factor-like protein 8
Exons: 4
Coding region: 158-718 (186 amino acids)
Biological process (GO): protein transport; anterograde axonal transport
Cellular component (GO): lysosomal membrane
Molecular function (GO): GTPase activity; GTP binding
Source: RefSeq, a predicted model, not a curated record